Molecule: messenger RNA, 1374 nt
Organism: Leptonychotes weddellii (Weddell seal)
Lineage: Eukaryota; Metazoa; Chordata; Mammalia; Carnivora; Phocidae
Source: RefSeq, a predicted model, not a curated record
AUGCCUGGGCCAUCCUGGACCCCAGGCACACUUGGUCCAAAGGGUCGUGGGCCCACCCUGGUGCUGGCACUCCAGCAGCGAGACCGCGUGCGUUUUCCUGGUGGCCUCGUCUGGCACCCACGGCCCGGCCGCCUGGCUGUGGUGUCUGGGUCAGUUCCUCAUGAGGGCGUCUCUGUGGUGGGGGCCCUGGGGAACCACCCACUGCUGGGGGCCUGCUGGCAGCCUCCCUUCCAAGGGGAGCUCCCGGGUGCUGUGCAGGCAGCGUCCAGUCUGCACACCCCGCGGACCCCUCCCACCAGCAAAGUGAUCAAGACCCGCUACCGCAUCGUCAAGAAGACCCCAGUAUCUCCUCUCAACGCCCCCCAGUUACCCCUGUCCCUGCCCUCCUGGCGGGCACGGCGGCUCUCCCUGUCCAGGUCUCUGGUGCUGAACCGCCUGCGCCCCGCUGCCGGGGGUGGGAAGGCCCAGCCCAGCUCUUCUCGGUGGCGGAAUAAAGGCUACCGCUGCAUCGGGGGCGUCCUGUACAAGGUGUCAGCCAACAAGCUCUCUAAGACCUACGGCCGGCCCGGCGACAGCGGCAGCAGGCCCCUCCUGCGCACAGGCCGCGUGGACCCUACCAGCAGCUGCAGCCGCUCCCUGGCCAGCCGGGCCGUCCAGCGCAGCCUGGCCAUUGUCCGGCAGGCGAGGCAGCGGCGGCGGAAGCAGCAGCAGGAGUACUGCAUGUACUACAACCGCUUCGGCAGGUGCAACCACGGCCAGCACUGUCCCUACAUCCACGACCCCGACAAGGUGGCCGUGUGCACCAGGUUUCUCCGGGGCACGUGCAAGAAGACAGAUGGGACGUGCCCCUUCUCCCACCACGUGUCCAAGGAGAAGCCCCUGCUCCUCCAGACACCAACCCCUCCUGGCCUGUCCACUGUGGCCCUGCUGCUUGGAAACCGGGCAGUCUCAGAGCAGGUGACGGCACAUGUGGAGAUGCCUGUGUGCUCCUAUUUCCUGAAGGGGAUUUGCAGCAACAGCAACUGUCCCUACAGCCAUGUCUACGUGUCCCGGAAGGCAGAGGUCUGCACAGACUUUCUCAAAGGCUACUGCCCACUGGGCGCAAAGUGCAAGAAGAAGCACACACUGCUGUGCCCUGACUUCUCCCGCAGGGGCCUCUGCCCCCGGGGCGCCCAGUGUCAGCUGCUGCACCGAGGCCAGACGCGCCUCGGCCGGCGGGCAGCCCCCACCCCGGAGCCCGGCAGCGCGCCCCCCAGGAGCAAGGCCUCCUCCAGCCACGGACCCAGGAAGUCCUCGGCUGCCCAGCGCCCCGCCAGACAGACGCCCAGCUCCCCUACCUCCGUGGCUGCUGGCUCGGCCUCCCCUCCCUCCUCC